Podospora bellae-mahoneyi is the source of this 585-nucleotide messenger RNA. RefSeq lists its product as uncharacterized. Bases 1 to 585 code for a protein of 194 amino acids. NCBI's taxonomy places the organism in Eukaryota, Fungi, Ascomycota, Sordariomycetes, Sordariales, Podosporaceae. The transcript has a single exon. The record is from RefSeq and is a predicted model, not a curated record.
AUGGCUCAUUGGGUGGCCGCCUUCCCGGUUAGAGUCUCCCUCAACGGGAGCGAGUUCAUCGAGGAGUUACGUCAAUACAACAGCCCUGAUGAUGUUGUGGAGGGCACAGCAAAGAUGAUCCAGAUCACGGCUGGGUGGUUGCCUUUUCUUAAUAGGGUGAUGGGAGCCGAGAUGGAGAACCCGCACGAGACUGGCAGAACACAUACGCGUACUGAUAAGCUAGUUAACUUAGGGAUGAAGAAUACUUCUUUUGGGGAUGGGCCUGGGGCGGGGAAUUCCGGACCGGGGUUGGAUUUUGACAAGAAGGGGGAUUUUGAAGCAACUGAAGACUUUGGACUGUUCAGCAGCAGGGCACUUUUUGAGAAGGUUUUCAGCGGGGUGUCUGGGGAUGGGCUUGCGAGGAUGCAGUCACAUGGGCAUAGCCAAUUGACGAUUGCGUCAAACGAGACAGCCACUGUCAUGACACAUUUGGAUGUGCAAUCUGGUCCUUUGGCGGGGAAUAUGGUUGUUGAUUGGUCUAGUGGCAGGGGCGUCACGAGAUUGGGAGAACAUAAGGAGUUUUAUGGGAGUACUGAUUUCACCUAG